GUCUGUCUUUCUUUGGCUGCGAGUGGGAGAGGUUGACAGACCUGUCUUUUUUCCUCCCCAACCGUUUGUUUUAUUUCAUUUUAGUUCAGAGCCGGAGUGAAGGGCCGCUCCGUAGAUGGCCAGCUUUCCUCCGAGUGUUAACGAGAAGCUCAUUGGAAGGUCACGGACAGUAGGAGAACUCUUAGCUCCAGCUUCUCCUUUCGAUAAGAAGUGUGGCCGUGAAAACUGGACAGUUGCUUUUGCUCCAGAUGGCUCCUACUUUGCUUGGUCACAAGGCCAUCGCAUAGUAAAGCUUGUCCCCUGGUCUCAGUGCCUUAAGAACUUCUCAUUGCACGGUGUAAAGAAUUUUGCCAAUUUAAAUCAUUCCAAGCUUUCAAGGCAGAACAGUGAUGGCGAUCAGAAAAACAAGCCCUGUGAGCAAGUCAUAGAUUGUGGCGACAUAGUCUGGAGUCUUGCAUUUGGAUCUUCAGUACCUGAGAAACAGAGUCGUUGUGUGAAUAUAGAAUGGCACCGGUUCAGAUUUGGUCAAGACCAGCUUCUAUUAGCAACAGGCUUAGCCAAUGGACGCAUCAAAAUAUGGGAUGCCUAUACAGGGAAGCUCCUCCUUAACUUAAUGGACCAUACUGAAGUUGUCAGACACUUGACUUUUGCCCCUGAUGGCAGCCUGAUACUAGUAUCGGCCUCAAGAGACAAAACAUUACGAGUGUGGGAUCUAAAGGAUGAUGGAAAUAUGAUGAAAGUAUUAAGAGGACACCCAAACUGGGUGUAUAGCUGUGCUUUUUCUCCUGAUUCUUCCAUCCUUUGCUCUGUGGGAACCAAUAAAACAGUAUUGCUUUGGAAUAUGGAUAAAUACACCCUCAUCCGAAAACUGGAGGGGCAUCAUCACGAUGUUGUAGCCUGUGAGUUUUCCCCGGAUGGAGCCUUGCUGGCUACUGCAUCUUACGACACCCGUGUCUACAUCUGGGACCCCCAUAUUGGAGCAAUAUUGAUGGAGUUUGGGCAUCUGUUUCCCCCUCCAACUCCAAUAUUUGCUGGAGGAGCAAAUGACCGCUGGGUCAGAUCUGUAUCUUUCAGUCAUGAUGGACUGCAUAUUGCAACACUUGCUGAUGAUAAGCUGGUUCGGUUCUGGAGAAUUGAUGAGGAUUACCCUGUGCAAGUUGCACCUUUAAAGAAUGGGCUUUGCUGUGCCUUUUCUACUGAUGGCAGUGUUUUAGCUGCUGGAACACAGGACGGAAGUGUGUAUUUCUGGACCUCUCCCAAACACAUUCCCAGCCUCCAGCAUUUGUGUCGGAUGGCUGUCAGACGGGUGAUGCCUACAAGAAAAGUGGAGACCUUGCCUGUUCCUUCUGCCAUCAUCUCUUUCCUUUCCUACCGGAGUUAGAAAAACCAUCGGAAAUGAAUAAAAGAGCAUCAGGCUUUUUAAAGCCUUUGAGCUUCAGUGAUCCACAGGUUUUUAACAUGGCUUUAUUCCCUGAGACUAGAUCAUCAAGUUUCCAAAUAUGGACCACUUUCAAUUUGUAAAGGUAUUAUUUAUAGAAAAACAUCAGAGUACGUAUGUGUCCCGAAGUUGUGGAAUAGCUUUUUCAAAAGAAAGCUCUUAACUGUGAAACCUUGUACAUAAUUGGAUGUAAGCUGCUAUGUGCUAUCCAUGUAUAUCUUUUGAGGUUGCUUUUUUUAAACUAGUGUGUAGCUUGCAUGCACAGAGAGGAGUCACGUGUAUAUAAGUGUGUGCAUGAGGGUAUAUUCACAGUAUAAAAGCCUCUAAGAUUCACCAGUGUUUGCCUCUUUCCCCCCCAAAUGUAAGAACCGUUAUACCAACUUGCACAAUACAUCCAGCGCAUACAUUCACAUGUCUGUUGUCUCUGGAGCCACCAGCAAAACCGGUGCUGUGUAAAAUAAUUCUCAUGUUAGAUAAAUGCUGGCAAAAUCUUGAGCAGCCUUUGUCGUGUACAUUAAGUGAGCUAUACAAAGCCGACCCUGUGGUGGUCAUCUUACAAUAGGGGUGGGCAACUAUGGCCUUCUAUGACCUGUGGACUUCAAUUCCCAGCAUUCCUGAGCUGGCAUAGCUCAGGAACAUCAUAGCUGGCUCAGGGAUGCUGGGAGUUGAAGUCCACAGGCCAUAAAGGGGCCAUAGUUGCCCAUCCCUGAUCUUACAAAGGUAGAAACGGAAUUUUCUUGAAGCCCCCAACACAGGAUGGACAGUUCAUUUAGCAGGGAUAUCUCCUUUCCCAAGGAGGCCUUAAUUUUGCAGCAAAAGUUUGUUUGGGAGCAUGUGAGGUCCUUAAAACUUUUGAAUUCCUGCCUAAAGACUUCCAGUAAAUGAGUUUUCCACAAGCUUUUCUUUUUCAUUAUCCUGUGAGGCUUUGUCAUAUCAAGGCAAAAGGCUAGGUGAACUACCAAAGACAGACAACUUAGUUCUUCCUAGCUUUUGCCUUCCAGUUUAUCUGGACAUGCAGAUACAAGAAUGUAUGCAUUGCUUAAAAUGCCUGACUAUUUUGUUUGAUUUUUUUUUAUAUGUAUAUUAAAUCAUUGUACCAAAAAAAAA
Messenger RNA from Thamnophis elegans (Western terrestrial garter snake), 2545 nucleotides. It is a transcript of the gene WSB1, whose product is annotated as WD repeat and SOCS box containing 1. The record is from RefSeq and is a predicted model, not a curated record. Gene Ontology annotation, molecular function: protein binding. Gene Ontology annotation, biological process: intracellular signal transduction. NCBI's taxonomy places the organism in Eukaryota, Metazoa, Chordata, Lepidosauria, Squamata, Natricidae. The coding region runs from base 116 to 1381 and encodes 421 amino acids. The transcript has 9 exons.